Anneissia japonica is the source of this 2960-nucleotide messenger RNA. Its product is annotated as protein lifeguard 1-like. The record is from RefSeq and is a predicted model, not a curated record. The coding region runs from base 386 to 1093 and encodes 235 amino acids. Lineage: Eukaryota; Metazoa; Echinodermata; Crinoidea; Comatulida; Comatulidae. The transcript has 11 exons. Gene Ontology annotation, cellular component: membrane.
CUGUUUCAACACACAUUCUAGAACAAGUUGAUGUGCCUACUAGACUGUCAGUGGGAGUCUAAACGGAUCGUCAUUAAAAACGAUUCGCUGCGCGCACCUCUCAGCGUUGUGUUCUCCAUAGAAUCACGUCGGGCACAGUGGGUGCCUGGUUUAGACAACAAGUAAUCGGGGUUUGAGAUCAUUGAAGCAUGUGUGCAUAAGAUAAAAAUACUGUGAGCUGAACUAGCCAAUUAUACUAAAAAUAAACAAUCAACUGUAGUACAGCCGUAAACUCAUUUGAAAACAGUUAAAACCGUAUUGAUUAAAAGCUGUGUUGUUAUCUAAUUUAAACUCAAUUAGAGUUAAUCCUUAUCUUGCAUUUUGCAAAUAGAUAUAUAAUCUAACAAUGGGUUUGGAAGAUGGACUCUUGGAUGAAGGAGGAUUUGAAUUCAGUGAUCAAAAUAUCCGUAAAUCAUUUAUUCGCAAGGUCUAUAGCAUUCUGUGUGCUCAGUUGGUUGUUACAAUUGGGAUUAUGAGCAUCUUCACUUUCAGUUCUGGUGUAAAAGAAUAUGCAUUGACAAAUGUAUGGCCAUUCUGGUUAUGUUUUGCUGUAACCUUGGUAGUAAUCAUAGUGUUAUCUUGUUGCCCUGAUGUCAGGAGAGCCUCUCCAAUUAACAUAAUUUUAUUGGGGAUAUUUACUGUUUGUGAAGGUGUUCUAUUGGGCAUGGCUUGUGCGACCUAUAAAACUGACACUGUACUCAUUGCCGUUGGCAUAACAGCCAUUAUCGUCUUGGCCCUCACAGCGUUUGCUUUCCAGACUAAGAUCGACUUUACUAUGCUUACUGGAGUCUUGUUUGUGGCGCUUAUUUGCCUGAUUUUGUUUGGGUUCUUUGCCAUCAUCUUCCAAAAUAGGGUAUUGGAUAUCGUUUAUGCAAGUCUUGGAGCUUUGAUAUUUGGUAUUUACAUUGUUGUGGAUACUCAGCUAAUGAUGGGAGGAAACCACAAAUACUCGCUGUCUCCUGAAGAGUACAUAUUUGCUGCCCUCAACCUGUAUCUUGACAUAAUCAACCUGUUCCUGUACAUUCUCAUGCUGGUGGACAGCGCACGCAGUUAAAGGUCACAAAAGGUCAAAAUAGAUGACAUUGAUUGAUUAUGAUUGGAGUACAAAUUUGAGUACUAUGCAGAGGUAAUCUAAUCAUUCUGCCAUCACUGAUAUACAUAAGCAAUUUGUAUUGUGAACUGUAAACUUAAACAGAGUUGUGUUAAAUGCUGUUCUGUAAUUAAAUCUUUACGUGAUUAUGAAUGAGUACCUGAUAGAUACUAAAUCAUCAAGCAAAUACUAAAAGGCCUGUGUUUGUAUCUGUAAUAAAAAUAAGAGUAGUAAUUAUUCUCUUCCUAAAGAAGUCCAUAGAUAUCAGCAUUUCUUGAGGGCAGCUAAGCUACUAAUAUACGCAGUGAUUCAAUUUGGGCUCCUACCGAAAACUUCUAACAUACCACCUUUUGUCUUUGAUGACGCCCUACAAAUAAACAUGCCGUGUACAAAAAGUAUAGAAGAAAAUUGAAAUUGAAGUAUCUCGGAGACUCUCAUUAAGACCAGAGGUCGCAAGCAUGAGAGCCACCCAGUAAAUUAAAUAGUUAAUGAAAAUUUGAAAAGACAGAAAAAUUAUUCACAUUUCCUUUUUCAUUUUUAUUUUCAAAAAAGAAAUAUUAAGCUUUUCCAUCAAGAAAAAAAUUUAUAAAAAGCGUAAUUUAAUUUUCCCUUAAUUUAAUGAACAACUUAAUCAAAAUAGAAUUUUUCUUUAAUUAAUUGUGAUUAAUCUCAAUUAUGCUUCUACUAGUUAGAUACACCACACUGUUAACAUGCCAGUUUUUUAACAUUAUCACUUAUCCAUCAUCAAAAAACAGUAGGUAGCUAUUUUACUUAGUAUCUUAAAGGCUAAAAUAAAAUGUAUAUUUUUUCCAUUAUAUUUAUUUUAUUUAUUAAUAACUUUGAUUAUUAAACAUUGAAAAACACUUCCCCUUUUAACAGCCUACACUAGAGUUUGAAAUAAAGAAUAGAAUUUUAUCAGUAUUAAUGGUUAACAACUGUAAAUGGCUAAUUAUGUUUUACUUAUGAAAAAAAGUAAAAGAAGGCAUUUUUUAAAAUUUGAAUUAACUAUAAGACUUAAUAACAUAUUUUAUCCUUUUUAUAAUAGAAAUGUUUUAAUAACACAUUUUAGGAUUUUCAAGAUUUUACCAGACAGAUGAGGUUAAUAUUAAGUUAAAUGCCUUCAAAUUUGUAGAAGUGGUUCGUGCAUCCAUCGCUUGUGUCCUUGGGCAAGGCACUUUUUUAUGUUUUUCUCUCUCAACCCAGGAGUAUAAAUGGGCACCUGGUAGGAUGUUGUAACAUUGAUUGUACUAGUUUUGGGCGCUGAGAUAUGUGAACGACUAGGGAUACUCCCCAGGGAGCAGAGAAGGUUGCACUUUGUGCUGGUUUGCCAUUGUAUGUUAUUCAGUGACCGGGGGUAAUAAUGUCCAGUGUUUUUGAUCAUUCCUAUUGGAUGAUCAAUAUAAAAUAUAUUGGCAUUAAUUAAAUAACACUGUACCUUUAAAUUGAGUGACUAGGAAUCAGAGUCACAUGGUUAUUGUGUCAUCAACAUGUUUCAUUAUAGUGCAAUUAUUGCCGAAGUAUUAUAUAGAUAAAACUGAAAAUAGAAUUGAGGAAUCUCUUUGAUGCUUGAUGUUGUCGGUGUGUUUUGUUCCUAAACAGUGCUACCUGGGACGGUUAUCAAAAUAGUCUAAGUUCCUAGUGUGCCAUAUGAAUAUAGUAAAAGCACUGUAAAAGUUAUAAUAUUUUAUUUCUUCUAUUAUAAGCUAGGUUAAUAUAUGUUGAUAUGUUAUGUAAUCCAUAAAUAUUGUUGGCUGUAUGAACUUAAACUUUGAAAGUUUAUACUAAAAAAAAGUCUGGAAUAAAAGUAUUCAUGCAAGAAAAAAAAAACAAA